Messenger RNA from Engraulis encrasicolus (European anchovy), 1686 nucleotides. Its product is annotated as cell division cycle-associated protein 7-like. Lineage: Eukaryota; Metazoa; Chordata; Actinopteri; Clupeiformes; Engraulidae. Gene Ontology annotation, cellular component: nucleus. The record is from RefSeq and is a predicted model, not a curated record. The coding region runs from base 274 to 1467 and encodes 397 amino acids. Gene Ontology annotation, biological process: regulation of DNA-templated transcription. The transcript is spliced from 8 exons.
CCACACACGCCAGCCAGACUCUCUCAGUCAGACAGUGAAACAGAGCUGAAUGCUGCUCUGGUUGAAGGUCAAUGGGUUACAUAUUGUCGUCUUCAUUUUUUCCUCCAUAUAAUUUCGAACAAAACCUUAAUCGCACUUUAAUUGGAUAAUUUUUACUGGGAAGUGGACCAUUCGCACUCAUCUAAAUAUUCUAGCAUACAAACAAAACGUUUAAUUGCGAGCGGCUAAAAAUAGCAUUUGAAGUUCUCUGCUGUUCACGUGGUAGAAGUACAAAUGGAUAGCCUCUUGAAGAAAAGGAAGUAUCAGGGCUCUGACAGUGAUGAUGGGGAGGUGAAGAAGAGCUUACCUCUGAAGAAACCUUCUAGCCAAGCCUUCACCCUGAGGGUGGCAUUGCGCCCACGCGCUGUGCCUCCUCCCAACUUUGAUGACGAGGAUGAGGAUGAGGAGGAAGAGCAGGAGGAGGCGGCGAAGCCAGUAAGACGAGGAAAGCAAAAGCCCAAGUCCUCAAAGCCCUCAACGCCCAAGCUCCCGAAACCCGCUAAGCCCAGGCGAAGUGUCCGGUUCAAGCAGGAGCCUCAGCAGGAUGAGGAUGAGGAAAAGGAGAAUAAUAAGAAGAAGGAAGAUGAAGAGACGGGGAAACCUGUUGUCCAGCAGCCAAAGUCUCCCAAAUCCUCAGACUCUGAGUCUGACUCUGAGUCCUCCAAUUUCUUGGAGAAAAGGGAUAUGAACAUCAAGGCAAAUAAAGCAAUGUUGGCACAACUGAUGGCUGAUUUGCAAAAGAUGCCCGUGGGCCUUCUCAAAGCCAAGCCCAGCCGCAAGAAGGAACCCCGUACGCAGCGUGCCCCUCGCUCCUCCACGGACGGGCCGGAGUCUCCGCGCCGUAACCCUGAGCGCACAUCUCGCCGCCACACCCGCUCCAUGGGCGGAGCUGACCUGGCGGGUACUGAGGAGCACCUAGAACUCAGCCUGGAGGAGGAGCUCACUAAGGUCCGGGGCACCCCUCGUCCUCGUGCGGCACCGCGGCCCCGGCAGAGCAAAGCGCACGUGGUCCGCACUGUAGAGGAGAUCACUGAAGAUGAUCUGGAGCUGGUGGCCGACAACAUGACCGAGAAGAUCUACAACACGGUCACGGGCAGCACGUGCCACCAGUGCAGGCAGAAGACUGUGGACACCAAGACGUGCUGCCGCAAUGAGGACUGCAGAGGGAUCAUGGGCCAGUUCUGUGGGCCGUGCCUCCGAAACCGCUACGGAGAGGACGUCCGCAAAGCUCUUCUAGAUCCGGAGUGGAGGUGCCCGCCGUGUCGUGGCAUUUGUAACUGCAGCUUCUGCCGCCAGCGAGACGGACGCUGCCCAACGGGCAUUCUGUUUCCCCUGGCACAGUACCAUGGCUUCUCCGAUGUGCAUUCCUAUCUUACCAGCCUUCGCAACAAGAUAAAAGCCGGGGAUGCGUCUGCGGAUGAAGAGUAGACGGCAACCACCUUGUCAUCCACCAGGGGGUGCCCUAAUGCACUGCACUACUUCCAGCAGACAGCUCUUAUACAGUCGACAAUGAAUGAAGUCCACAUUCUGCUUAUUGUUUGAGAUGAAUUUGCAGGGUAUUUAAAGCUUUUAAAAAUGUUUUACAUGUGUUUUUUGUAUAUGCGUGUUGCAUCUUGUUUGGAUUUUUAAAUAAAACAUUUACAUGAA